This is a messenger RNA of Ctenocephalides felis (cat flea), 561 nucleotides long. RefSeq names its product protein shuttle craft-like. Gene Ontology annotation, cellular component: nucleus. The transcript is spliced from 3 exons. The coding region runs from base 122 to 535 and encodes 137 amino acids. Lineage: Eukaryota; Metazoa; Arthropoda; Insecta; Siphonaptera; Pulicidae. Gene Ontology annotation, biological process: negative regulation of transcription by RNA polymerase II. Gene Ontology annotation, molecular function: RNA polymerase II transcription regulatory region sequence-specific DNA binding; DNA-binding transcription factor activity, RNA polymerase II-specific; zinc ion binding. The record is from RefSeq and is a predicted model, not a curated record.
AGUUUUUAUGUGGCUUUUCCAAGUAAGUCUGCAGUCUAAAUGGAGACCAAGAUAUUUCACUAUAUUCUGUUUCGGAAUCUGGACGUUAUUUAAAUAAAUUGGAGGACGCGAACCCUUUCUCAUGAUGCGCAAAACUAUCCCCUGCCACCAAAAGGAUUUUUCAUGCGGCCGUCCAUGCGGAAAAGAAUUACCAUGUGGUAAGCAUUCAUGUCUCUUGCCCUGUCACAAAGGUGCAUGUCUACAAGACGGGAAGACCUGUAGUCAACCAUGUGCUACGCCUCGUUCUUCUUGCAAUCAUCCUUGUCGUAGCCCUUGCCAUGAAGGUAUUUGCCCAGACACACCUUGCAAAGAAAAGGUAUUGGUUUCAUGUCAAUGUAAACUCCGUUCCACAACCAGAACAUGUUCAGAAACGUCGCGCGAUUAUCAACGAAUCGCUUCAAGCUUAUUGGCUUCUAAAAUGGCGGAAAUGCAGAGAGGGGCUACAAUUGACAUUCAAGACAUUCUUAAUAAUCGUAAUGUUAAUUUAAAAACGUGAGUAAUAAUAAGUACUAAGUGAUUUAU